UCACUACUUUGGCCAGCCCCAGCAACACCUAGAAUACAGCUCAUUCUUGAAGCUCUUUGAAGAGGAGGGCACGUUGCUGAGACGACACAGGAACUGAGGCAGAGGAGAAAAGUACAGAGCAGAGCCAUGAAGAUUAUCUUGGAUCUCCUUUUGCUUCUGCUCAUCAUCAUUUACUCCUACCUGGAAUCCUUGGUGAAGGUUUUCAUUCCCCGGAGAAGAAAAUCUGUGGCUGGGGAGAUUGUUCUCAUUACAGGAGCCGGGCAUGGAAUAGGCAGGCAGACCGCCUAUGAAUUUGCAAAACAGAAGAGCAGACUGGUUCUGUGGGAUAUUAAUAAGCAUGGUGUUGAGGAAACUGCAGCAGAAUGCCGAAAACUAGGGGCCACUACACAUGUGUUUGUGGUAGACUGCAGUAACAGAGGAGAGAUUUACAGCUCUGUAAACCAGGUAAAGAAAGAAGUUGGUGAUGUAACCAUUGUGGUGAAUAACGCUGGGACAGUAUACCCAGCUGACCUUCUUAGUACAAAAGAUGAAGAGAUCACCAAAACUUUUGAGGUCAACAUCUUAGGACAUUUUUGGAUCACAAAAGCACUUCUUCCAUCGAUGAUAAGGAGAAACCAUGGCCACAUUGUCACAGUAGCUUCAGUGUGCGGUCACGGAGUGAUUCCUUAUCUUAUUCCAUAUUGUUCCAGCAAAUUUGAUGCUGUUGGUUUCCACCGAGCCCUGACAUCAGAACUUAAAGCCUUGGGAAAAACUGGUAUCAAAACUUCAUGCCUCUGCCCAGUUUUUGUGAAUACCGGGUUCACCAAAAACCCAAGUACAAGAAUAUGGCCUGUGUUGGAUACAGAUGAAGUUAUAAGAAGCUUGAUAGAUGGAAUACUUACCGAUAAGAAAAUGAUUUUUGUUCCAUCCUAUAUCAAUAUCUCCUUAACAAUAGAGAGAUUUCUUCCUGAACGUGCCUUGGCAGCCAUAAAUCAUGUACAGGAUGUUCAAUUUGAAGCAGUGAUUGGCCACAAAAUCAAAAUGAAAUGAAUAAAUGAGCUCCAGGCUGAGAUGUAUGCACCUUAAUGAUAUGGAACUAAAUUUAGAGUCAAUGCUUCAAAGUUCUAUUUCACAUUUUUCAAUGCUGUUAAUAUUAAAAAAAAACAUUGGUUUGGCAUUAGCAGUGGUCGAAUGAACAAGACUAAUUACCUGUCUGUCUAUUUCUCAAGAUUAUGCAUGCAGUUUUAAUAGAUCCAUUUUUCACUCUGUGCCUCUUAAAAACUUGUAUGCUUAUGUAAACAUACUUAAGAGGUCAUUUUUCUUUAAGAGAUUUCAUUUCUUUUCUUUUCAUUUAAAGGUGGACAAAGCUACCUCCCUGAGAGUAAAUACAAAAAGAACUUAUUCACACAGGGACGUUUUAAGACUGUUCUUAAAGUAAAUCUGUAGCCUGGCCGCAGAAUGUCAGCAAGUACACAGUGUGAGCUAGCAGUUAGAGACCAAGUUUAAGCAGAUGGCUGUACUCCAAAAAAGAGACAGAUUACACCUAUGCAAGUCAACAUUUGGAAGCUCUCUCUAGCUUCUCCCUUUUUCGUCAGCCCGUAACAGUACUUUCUUAACCUUAUUCUGUUCCUGAUAUAGAUUUGAUAUCCAAGAGUGUGCCCUCCACACUUUCUGCCCUUUUCAUAGUCUCUUAAAAUACUGUGACAUUUCAAAAAGUGACCCUCUCUUGAAUCUCAGGAUUAAAUCUGAAAUUUUAACCCCAUGGUAACCUCUUUCUUUGUAGUUUACGCUUUCACGUAUCAUUGGUAACAGAGAUGUUUAGACAGCUUUGAGCUUCAAAAAUGAAAGCUAAGCAGGGAUGCUAGGCCAGCUACUUAAUACUGUACUGUGGAUCUGAGAGAUGGAAGGGAAAAUAGAGUUGUUGUUGUUUGUAAAAUGGAAAAAAAAAUCUGACUUCAAGUACAUCAAGAAUAAUCUAGUUUUCUCUGUUUUUCACUAAUGCUAUAUAGACUGCUUUGGCUUAUACUAUCCUCCUGUUUUAUCCUAAGUGAAAGCAAAUGAUUAAACACAAAUCAUUAAUAAAAACAAUAUUUUUAA
Cervus elaphus (red deer) is the source of this 2076-nucleotide messenger RNA. RefSeq names its product hydroxysteroid 17-beta dehydrogenase 13 (gene HSD17B13). Lineage: Eukaryota; Metazoa; Chordata; Mammalia; Artiodactyla; Cervidae. Gene Ontology annotation, cellular component: lipid droplet. Gene Ontology annotation, molecular function: oxidoreductase activity, acting on the CH-OH group of donors, NAD or NADP as acceptor. The transcript has 7 exons. The coding region runs from base 127 to 1029 and encodes 300 amino acids. The record is from RefSeq and is a predicted model, not a curated record.